This is a messenger RNA of Cylas formicarius (sweet potato weevil), 6443 nucleotides long. It is a transcript of the gene PMCA, whose product is annotated as plasma membrane calcium-transporting ATPase 3. Gene Ontology annotation, biological process: regulation of cytosolic calcium ion concentration; calcium ion transmembrane transport. Lineage: Eukaryota; Metazoa; Arthropoda; Insecta; Coleoptera; Brentidae. Bases 337 to 3978 code for a protein of 1213 amino acids. Gene Ontology annotation, molecular function: ATP binding; P-type calcium transporter activity; ATP hydrolysis activity. The record is from RefSeq and is a predicted model, not a curated record. Gene Ontology annotation, cellular component: membrane; intracellular membrane-bounded organelle. The transcript is spliced from 16 exons.
GUAAGCAGGAAAGCAGGCAAGGCACGGUACGGAGCGACAGCGCAGAGGAACGAGCUGGCGGCUGGCGCUGUCAGUGUGGCGGAGCCCACAUCGAAUUCGAAGCAGAAUCAGAAAGACGGCUGCAAGGGAGAGAAGGCCGAAAGCAGCGAAUAGUUGUGUGCAUCGCGUGAAGUGUCCGGUUAAGUCGUUUUUUGGCCGCCUUCAGACACAUUUUCGGGGGUGACCAAUGUUAACCUGACCCCACAACUGUGCGCCGCUGGACUAGACAAGGCUCGGGGCGACCAACUACCGCAGCCGCAAACAUAUUGGACCAAAUUAAAAAAACUGCAGUAAGAAAUGGCUACGAUAGACGGCCGUCCCGCACAAUAUGGAAUAUCCUUAAAACAACUCCGCGACCUCAUGGAACAUCGAGGUCGCGAAGGAAUCCAAAAAGUACAAGAUUUAGGUGGGGUUCAAGAAAUUUGUAAGAAACUAUACACAUCCCCUAAUGAAGGUCUUAGUGGCUCACAAGUAGAUUUAGAACAUAGAAGGGAAACAUUUGGUUCAAACUCAAUUCCCCCAAAACCACCAAAAACAUUUUUACAAUUAGUAUGGGAAGCUUUACAAGAUAUAACUUUAAUUAUUUUAGAAGUAGCGGCCAUAGUUUCUUUGGGACUUUCGUUCUAUCAACCACCGUCUGAAGAAGAGGAAACUGGAUUCGAUGAUGAUGAAACUAGUCACGGGUGGAUUGAAGGGCUUGCCAUUUUAAUUUCGGUUAUAGUAGUAGUAUUAGUGACAGCGUUUAAUGAUUAUACUAAAGAAAGACAAUUUCGUGGUCUUCAAAGUCGGAUAGAAGGCGAACAUAAGUUUUCAGUUAUUAGGGCAGGAGAAGUUAAACAAAUUUCCGUCAGUGACAUAGUCGUAGGGGAUAUUUGUCAAAUUAAAUAUGGUGAUUUACUACCCGCUGAUGGUAUCCUAAUCCAAUCCAAUGAUUUAAAGGUUGACGAAUCUUCGUUGACCGGCGAAUCAGACCACGUGAAAAAAGGUGAACAUUUUGAUCCGAUGGUUCUUUCCGGCACGCACGUGAUGGAGGGGUCUGGAAAAAUGUUGGUUACAGCAGUGGGUGUUAAUUCACAAGCAGGUAUUAUAUUUACGCUACUUGGAGCAGCAGUCGAUCAACAAGAGCAGGAAAUUAAGAAAAUGAAGAAAGAAGCUAAAAAGCAACGGAAGAAGAAAAGUCUAACAGGCGAUGAAGAAAAUGUGACUGGAAACAGUCAUAUGAAUUCACCUGCUCCCGUGGCUAACAAACACGAGGUUCAAGAUGGCGGUAAGGAGAAUCACGUCAGUUCAGCACCGCCGCCCGAAUCAAGCCAUAAAAAGGAAAAAUCAGUUCUGCAAGCCAAACUUACCAAAUUGGCGAUUCAGAUCGGUUACGCUGGCUCCACGAUCGCCGUGUUAACGGUUGUCAUUUUAAUCAUUCAGUUUUGUGUCCAAAAAUUCGCUAUCCAAGGGGAAGCCUGGCGAAAUUCGUAUGCCAAUCAGUUAGUCCGACAUCUGAUUAUUGGUGUUACUGUACUUGUAGUAGCUGUGCCUGAAGGUUUACCAUUGGCUGUAACUCUAUCCUUAGCUUAUAGUGUUAAGAAAAUGAUGAAAGAUAACAAUUUAGUAAGACAUCUCGACGCCUGCGAAACAAUGGGCAACGCUACCGCCAUAUGUUCAGAUAAAACCGGUACUUUAACCACUAAUCGCAUGACCGUGGUACAGUCUUAUAUUUGCGAGCAACUUUGCAAAACAAUACCGAAGUUUUCCGAUAUCCCUGCACAGGUUGGCAAUCUGAUUUUACAGGGUAUUGCCGUUAAUUGCGCUUAUACGUCACGUAUUAUGCCUUCCGACGAUCCCAGCGAACUGGCGAAACAAGUUGGCAACAAAACCGAAUGUGCACUCUUAGGAUUUACUAUUGCGUUGGGUAAAAACUACCAGCAUAUCCGCGACGACUUCCCGGAAGAAUCGUUCACGAGGGUUUAUACGUUUAAUUCGGUCCGAAAAUCAAUGAGUACAGUAAUACCGCGAUCAGGAGGCGGCUAUAGAUUAUUCACUAAAGGUGCUUCUGAAAUUAUUUUAAACAAGUGUGCCUUCAUUUAUGGUCACGAUGGCCGAUUGGAGAAAUUUACCAGAGAUAUGCAGGAACGUCUACUGAAACAAGUGAUCGAACCGAUGGCUUGCGACGGCCUCAGAACAAUAUGCGUUGCGUACAAGGACUUCACCACUGGCAAAGCGGAAAUCAAUCAAGUGCAUGUCGACAACAUGCCUAACUGGGACGACGAAGAAAACAUCGUCAGCAAUUUGACCUGCCUCGCGGUUGUCGGCAUUGAAGAUCCGGUGAGGCCGGAAGUGCCCGAGGCUAUCAGAAAAUGUCAGAAAGCCGGCAUCACCGUGAGAAUGGUGACCGGUGAUAACGUGAACACGGCCAGAUCGAUAGCUACGAAAUGUGGCAUCGUGAAACCCAAUGAAGACUUCCUCAUUUUAGAAGGGAAAGAAUUUAACAGAAGGAUUCGGGACAGCACGGGAGAGGUGCAACAACAUCUGCUAGAUAAAGUAUGGCCUAAAUUGCGAGUAUUGGCUCGUUCGUCACCUACGGAUAAGUACAUCUUGGUGAAAGGGAUAAUUGACAGCGCCGCUAGCGAAAAUCGAGAAGUGGUAGCCGUUACCGGCGAUGGUACCAACGACGGUCCCGCUUUGAAGAAAGCCGACGUUGGAUUUGCUAUGGGAAUUGCCGGAACCGACGUCGCUAAAGAAGCGUCCGACAUCAUUCUGACGGAUGAUAAUUUUAGUAGCAUCGUCAAAGCGGUGAUGUGGGGUAGAAACGUCUACGACAGUAUAGCGAAGUUUUUGCAAUUCCAGCUUACUGUCAACGUGGUGGCCGUUAUUGUGGCGUUUAUUGGUGCUUGCGCUGUCCAGGACAGUCCGCUCAAGGCUGUGCAAAUGUUAUGGGUGAACUUGAUUAUGGAUACGUUGGCUUCCCUGGCGUUGGCUACCGAACUGCCGACUAGCGAUUUGUUACUUAGAAAACCGUACGGAAGAACCAAGCCUCUUAUAUCUAGGACUAUGAUGAAAAACAUCCUCGGCCAAGCUGUAUAUCAGUUGUUUAUAAUCUUCGGUUUACUGUUCUGGGGACAUCUGAUGCUGGAUAUCGAAUCGGGUAAACAGACCGAACUGUUUGUGGGGCCAUCUCAACACUACACAGUUAUUUUUAACUCUUUCGUAAUGAUGACCUUAUUUAACGAAUUCAACGCGAGGAAAAUCCACGGACAAAGAAACGUCUUCGAAGGGAUUUUCACUAACCCUAUAUUCUACACCAUAUGGAUCGGCACGUGCGCUUCCCAAGUGUUGAUCGUUCAGUAUGGUAAAAUGGCGUUUUCUACUAAAGCCCUUACAUUGGAACAAUGGCUUUGGUGUCUUUUCUUCGGCGUUGGAACUCUACUUUGGGGGCAAGUGAUCACCACUAUUCCGACAAGAAAACUUCCCAAGAUAUUGUCAUGGGGUCGCGGCCAUCCGGAAGAAUAUACCGAAGCGAUCGCCAUCGGCGAAGAGAAAUUCGACGUGGAUUCGGACAAAAAGCCGCGCGCGGGUCAGAUACUUUGGAUCCGUGGUCUUACUAGGUUGCAAACUCAGCUGCGAGUAAUCAGAGCUUUCAAGUCCACCCUGGAGGACCUGGAGGAACGGCGCUCGGUACAUAGUUUACACAGCUUACACAGUUUGCGCAGCUCGCGCAGCCAUACCGGUCCGUGGCCGCCGCGGCCCCUCUCAGACAUCACUUACAUUGACGAGGAUCCGGCCAACCCGUCGCGGCUUCCGCUGCCGAAUCAAAAGGAGGACCACAGGCUCUCACCCUCUCCUAAUACCCUCCGAUUACCCCCCCAUCAUCCGCAAUUCGCUCACCACGCGCCUCCCGCAAAUAACUCGGACUUGCCUAAACCCGUGCAUGAAACUCGCAUCUAGUGUUGCCGGUCCUGGCCGAUGCGGCGCCACCGGAAGGCCCCCCAUUUGAGCGGGGCUCUCCGUUGUCAUUCGUAUGACGUCGCCACGGUCCGGACCCCACCGUCUUCGCUGGACUAGUGUGUGUUUUUUUUUUGUUUUGUUAGCGUUCCCCCUUCCAUCCAAAAUUGUAACGCCCCCGACCUAGAUUCCCGUCUCCGUUAAGGCCUAGUCAAAGUGCCACUGCCACACAUUCGAAACGUACGGGGUGUCUCGUUUUAUUUCCGCUUCUAAGCGCCCCCGAAAUGCAGGUCGAAAAGCCUCUCGCUAUUUAAAUCACGUGCUGCGUAAAAACCCACCCUCGUAAAUUUUGACCAAAAAUUAUACAGAGGGUGCGCGACUGAACUGCGCGUUGGAAUUGCCUCAAAAUAAUUAAAGAAAAGAAAGAGAAAAUUAAUUUGAUAAAAUAAAUAUGCAUAUUCGCCCAGUUUUUACAAACAAGUCAUAUAGGUGAUAUACUUUUUUGAACAUUUCUGGUUGAAAUGUUGCUGUUUUGACAGAAGUUCAAGGCAUAUUUAAAAUUUUAAGCUCUAGAUCUGUAUUUUGGAAGGGCAAUAGGGGUCGAGAAGAACAAACUAAUCGAUUAUCAUCAAUCAAAAUUUUGCAUUACGCACAAAUAAAAGUACCCUGUGUGAUGCGUUUCGUUCUAUCAUUAUUCUGUCUAGAACAGAACAAGUUGACUCGCUACAUCUCGAAAAGGAAUUUAAUCUAGUAAAUCGUUGUGUCGGCUUUGUUUCGUUUUCGGGGCAACAUGUGGUAUUUUAACUAGACUUAAAAUUGUUAGCUUAGCACUAAGUAGAAAUAAAGUUGACCGAACUCAUUACAUUUGUAUUAUUUUGUAUAUAAUAUUUCGUCUUUUAUGUAGACUAGCUGUAUGUAUAGCAUUUUAGAGUUAGUUCUCUCAGGUUAGUGGCAAUGGAAAUAAACAAUUUUAUUUUUGAACUUGUGUAGCGCAUGCACACUAUUUGCGAGUCAACUGUAUUGUGAGUCAAAAUGGCGAACGACUUAAACAAAAAGUAUACAUGAAAAAAAAAAAAUACCCGUUAAAAACAAUCCACAAUCAGUACCAAGAAACACACUUGAUUUUUACUAGUGGGAAAUUUCUGCAAUUAUGUGCUGCGCUUGGCUGUGGGUCAGCAGGCUACGUUUACUUAAUUUUUCCAAUGUUUUAGACAUACGUAUAUAUAUAUAUAUAUAUAUAUAUAUAUAUAUAUAUAUAUAUAUAUAUAUAUAUAUAUAUAUAUAUAGGGUCUCUAAACGUACAACACUCCCUUCCACCUUAAUUUUGGCAUACUUAAUAACCGCUCGUUUGUCGCAACUUUUUUUCUUCCUUCAGAUUUGUAAGCAAAUUGAAAAUUUAUGAAGCGGUUUGGAUUUUUGACGUUCAAUAUAUGAAUCUAGAAAACUGGGUAUCUGCAUGGGAGAAAAAAUGGCGACGGUUGUCCAAACGGGAGGUCACUAAGUACGCGAACCUCAUAUGUUUCCUAUACGUAAUUAUUUCGUUAUCACAUGUAUUUACACGCUCCUGCACCUCGUGUGUGUGUAUAUAUACACAAGAACAGCAAUUUUCGUAACUUUUCGAGACUUAAAUAUCAAAGGAGUGACUUUUAGGUUGUUUAGGUUUUAUUUUUUUUUUAUUUGGGAUUUCCGUUUACCUUGUGUAUAUGUAUACGCUAAAGUCAUGCUCUGUUAUCAAUAUUCGGCACUGAGCCAGGUGAGAUACACACGUUUGAGCCAUCGUGUGUCUGUUUAUGAACACAUACGAACACGUGUAAGCAUACCCGGAGUAGCCUCCACGUUUUCCUUUUAUGAAAAAAAUCAGCGACACAGUAAAAUAUUUUGAAUAUUGGAUCAAUUAAUUACCCGUCUACGUAGAUAAUGCUGCGGAUGUUUUCUUCUUUAUAACAUCUUUACCAUUGACUAGAGCGGUAUAGCAACGUCAUCGCCAUUUCCGCGCUAAGAGAGCUACCGUAUAGUGUCGUCUUAUUCGAGGAAUCUGCAUUUUCGUGCCGUUGUGUUGUGUCUAUUCCGCUUAUGGUUAUUAUUAGGCGUCUUAGUACAUCCGAAGUUGUCAAAAAAAAAAAAAAAAAACAAAAAUUUGUUAAGUCAAGGUAAAGGCGGAAUAAAGUAUUGAACCGCCAGAUAAUUUGGAAACGAGCGCUGUAUUUUUUUGUUUUUUACUUCUUUCAGGUUUAUUAGUAGCGUCUAUUAUUCUGUGCACUUAUCUUUAUUGUUUUGUGUCUACCACUGUCUGUCGAACCACUCUUUAACGUUGACCUUUACUCUUGAAGGUGAUAGGUGGUGAAUUGCAAGAACGUUUGAUUCCGGUUCCGUACAGCAAGAGCUCAACUGACCAAGCUGUAAGCCGCUUUCCUACAUCUUUUCUGUCCGCUGUGUAUUCGUAUGCGCUGUUCGCUCUUGUUUGUAUU